This is a messenger RNA of Danio aesculapii, 2446 nucleotides long. It is a transcript of the gene crp1, whose product is annotated as C-reactive protein 1. The record is from RefSeq and is a predicted model, not a curated record. Lineage: Eukaryota; Metazoa; Chordata; Actinopteri; Cypriniformes; Danionidae.
AUGGCCGUUUCUCCUUGUAUAUUCAGUCUAGUAAGGAUGCCGUUUUUCCGUCUUCCUCCUCUCUCCACAUUUAAGACUCACCUGUGCGUCUCCUGGGAGUCUGCGACUGGUCUUACUGCUUUCUGGGAGGACGGACGUCGCAGUGUGUACCAAAUCUACAGGCAAGGUUACUCAAUUCGUCCUGGCGGCACCGUCCUGCUCGGACAAGACCCUGAUUCAUAUGUAGGUUCCUUUGAUGUAGAUCAGAGCUUUGUGGGAGAAACUACAGAUCUGCAAAUGUGGGACUAUGUUCUGUCCAGCACUCAGAUUAAAGCGGUGUACUAUAACCAGGAUAAUCGUGUGAAGGGAAAUGUGUUUGACUGGAACUCCAUCAAAUAUGAUGUUAUUGGAAAUGUGCUUGUGGCUCCAGAUAACACACCCUUCUGCCGCACGAUCUGCGACAAGAUGCUGGCACCGGUGGUCUUAUUUUUCUGUCUGCUCUGCUUGACACCCGCAACGACUGAAGUGGGUCUUGCUGGUAAAGUGCUUCUGUUCCCGUACGAGACAGACUACAGCUAUGUUAAACUCACUCCUAAGAAGCCUCUGGGUCUUUCCGCGUUUACUCUCUGCAUGCGUGUGGCGACGGAGCUCCAGGGCGAGCGGCAGAUCAUCCUGUUCGCCUAUCGAACACCUGACUUUGAUGAACUGAACUUGUGGAGGGAGAAAGACGGCCGUGUGUCCUUUUAUCUCAGUGGUGAUGGAGCGUUUUUCAACCUGCCACCUCUGUCCACCUUCCGGACGCACCUGUGCCUGUCCUGGAGCUCUCGCACCGGACUGGCUGCCUUCUGGGUAGACGGACGCCGAAGUGCGUUUCAGCUUUAUAAACCGGGUCACAGCAUCCGACCGCAGGGCACCGCUCUGGUUGGACAGGACCCUGAUAAACACCUGGGCGACUUCGAGGCGGUGCAGAGUUUCGCCGGCGAGCUCACAGACCUGAACAUGUGGGAUUACGUGCUCACCGGGAACCAGAUUAAAGCGCUGUAUUUGAACCAGGUGCAGCGCGUGUCGAAGGGAAACUUGUUUGACUGGAGCUCCAUCGAGUACGAGAUUAAGGGAAACGUGCUUGUCGUGCAAGACGAUUAAUAAUAUUCAGUAUGCUGAUAGAUGCAAUUUUACAGUUAUUUACUGCAAAAAAACAUUCCUCGUGGUUCACUCCUGUUAUAUGCACUGCAUUGUGGAUCAUUUUAAAACUUUUACAAUAAUUUAUAGUUCACAGAAGCGCGUAACCCAGGUUACUGACAAAUUAAAAGUCCUUCCGCAAACUUUAGCAUAUAUCCUAUUUAAUGAUAGAUGAUAAUAACAUUUUAUUUUAAAAAUAAGUAUCCUUUCGUCUUUAUUAAAAUUUUUCGAAAUUAAAAUGCUAAUCUGAACAUUGUUUAGAAAAGUGCAUUUAAACUAUAUGUUUUAUAUUACCCUUUUAUAAACAAACACUUAAAUAGUAAAAUAGUAUGGUAAGUACUUUGGGAAAAUGGUAGGAAAUAUUUUUGGUACAUUGAAAGGUGUUAUGAUCACCAUCCGUCAAGCUAAUCCAGCAAAAAUUGUGCUUAAUUUCAUUAAAAUGCAGUAUUUAAACCUUAUAAUCAAUUAGAAAAUGAAGCAAAUAGUGGCAAAAAGGUCAGUUUUUUUUCAGAAAAAAAGAACCAUCCCUUUCAGUAAGCUGGCUACAGGCCCGUGCUAGUGUAAAAUGUACAUAAAAAAUAGAAGUACUGUAAAAAUUGUUUCACUGUAAAAUUAAAAUGUGGUAAAGGGCAUUUUACUAUUAAAAAGAUGCGGUGAUGCUGUUUUACUGUAAAAUGAAAUUGCGGUAGGGCACUGCUACUGUAAAACACAUUUACUGGUAAGUUACUGUAAAGAGGGAGGUGUGGUAAUUUGCUGGCUGCAGUGCUGCCAGUAAGUUACAGCAAAAAAAAAAUACAGUAAAUGUCUAACAGUUUAGCACACAACAACAACGUGGCCUAUAUGUUUAUUUACGAUUGUUCUUCCUCAAAAUUCAGACGUCUGUAAAACUGUCUGUUGACUGUCUUUAGUGAGGAGUUAAAAGCGAUAAGUGUGGAAGAGUGCAAAUAUCCAUUUUUCUGUAAGGUUUAUAUGGGAAUUGUGUUUAUAAUGUGAUUAUCAGGCAUAAACAAAGAGAAUAACUAAUUGAUGGCUAAUGUUUAAAACCACUUAGGAUCAUUAAAACAUCACUGUAAUGAUAUAACCAUUGUGUUUUUUUAAUGUUUUCUUUUACUGUAGUAAUAGUACAGUAGUAUCUUGGUGUUUUUGAACCAUACGUAUUAUGUUGUAUAGGGUAUAGCAUUUACAGCACUUUGUUAAUGAAUAUUAACUAUAGUAAACUGACAAACACUGUAAUAUGCUUCAGCUUUUACUACAGUAAACUGAUGUAUUGUGGUAUUAUACAUAGAAA